This is a messenger RNA of Tinamus guttatus (white-throated tinamou), 828 nucleotides long. The record is from RefSeq and is a predicted model, not a curated record. NCBI's taxonomy places the organism in Eukaryota, Metazoa, Chordata, Aves, Tinamiformes, Tinamidae.
AUGCGGAGCGCGGAGCGGCGGAGCGCGGCGUGCGGGACCGCGGUGCCGCUCGGCACGACCCCCCACCGCGCGGGAGCAGCGCUUCCCGCGGAGGCGGCGAGGUUGGAGACGGUGUUCCCGGGGCUCCGGAGGAAAGGCAGGAGCCGCUCCGAGCUGUUCCUGGCGGGAUGCGAGCCGGGCCCUGCAGAGCGGCGCUCCUGCCUCUCGCUCCAAGGCAGAGCUGUCAGCGUUCACCCCGUGCUGGAGCUUUUCAAAGCAGGAGCUUCUCACGAUUUGGCGCCCGCGCUGGCGCACGGGCUGGCGCUGGCGCUCUGCGUGGCCGUGCUGGGCGGCAUCAGCGGAGGCCACUUCAACCCCGCCGUGUCCCUGGGCGCCUGGCUCGUCGGCGGCCUCAGCCUGCCCAUGCUGCUGCCCUACUGCGUGUCCCAGCUCUGCGGCGGCGUCAUCGGAGCCGCCCUGGCCAAGGUAGGAGCUGCGGCGCGACGGGGCUGCGCCGGGCGGGGGGCUGCAGGCGGCGCCGUGUCCGGAGCCUGCAUGAAUCCAGCCAGAGCCUUUGGGCCGGCGCUCGUGGCCAAUCACUGGGACUAUCACUGGGUUUACUGGGUCGGACCCGUGCUGGGCAGCCUCCUUCGCCACGCUCUCUCUUUCAGCGGCGCCGUGUCCGGAGCCUGCAUGAAUCCAGCCAGAGCCUUUGGGCCGGCGCUCGUGGCCAAUCACUGGGACUAUCACUGGGUUUACUGGGUCGGACCCGUGCUGGGCAGCCUCCUUGUCAGCGCCCUGGUCAGGCUCCUGCUGGGUGACCAGAAAACCCGCCUGCUGCUGCGGUGA